Sordaria macrospora k-hell is the source of this 669-nucleotide messenger RNA. RefSeq lists its product as uncharacterized. The record is from RefSeq and is a predicted model, not a curated record. Lineage: Eukaryota; Fungi; Ascomycota; Sordariomycetes; Sordariales; Sordariaceae.
AUGGAACGCAUCACCGCAGACUGGUUACCCGAUGACGCCCCUUGGCGGAAGAUCAAGAAAGAUGCGUUGAUCAAGAAAUGUGCGAGACGGAAACUUCCCGUUGACGGUUCCCAGUCCGCCCUUCAGCAGCGACUAUUAAACUAUCAGCAAGCCAAUAUCACCGAGGUCAGACAAACUUCUUGGCGGGUCAACCCUUCGGGCCCCGACGAGACGGACUACAAACGUUCCGGAAAACAACCACUUCCUAUUCGAGGUGUUUACUACGUGAGCAACUCUCGCGGUGGCUUCACCAUGGUCUUUAUAUUCGGUCACCCUCGGCCCUUUGGCGGGUUUUCGAAUGUCCCUGUUUACUUCAACAAUAAACCUACUGCUCGUGUCAGGUACCCUGCCGCCUUGGCCCUCGAGAAGCAUUUUGAACGACCCCAGGUCUCGCCAGCCGUCGCCAUUCCCGAGCCCGUCCCCACCUCCGGCCUCGUUCCCGUCAGCAUCAAGGCAUCCCCCGGAUCGCACCGUUUGGUCACUGAUGCUAUUCAACCAUCGGUGGAGGCUGCAUCAUCCAACUCCAUGCAGCAAAGAACGGCCCCGCAGGAGCCGCAGAGCGCAGCACCACAAAGAUGCACAUCAACACCGCUCCCGGGGAACCCGGCACAAAUUUGGCUGGAGAGAUAG